GGGCAGGUGACGUGCAGGCAUUGCAGCUAAGGGAGUGAGGAGGUGCCCGGGAACCGGAGCUGGAAACCUGGGAGAGGUCCAGUCAGAGCCCAAGAGCCGAAAUAACUCCUUGACCUGUCAGCCAUGGGGGAGAUGGAGCAACUGCGGCAGGAGGCAGAACAGCUCAAGAAGCAGAUUGCAGAUGCCAGGAAAGCCUGUGCUGAUAGUACUCUGGGAGAGCUGGUGUCUGGCUUGGAAGUUGUGGGACGAGUCCAGAUGCGGACACGGCGGACGCUAAGGGGACACCUGGCCAAGAUCUAUGCCAUGCACUGGGCCACUGACUCCAAGCUGCUGGUAAGUGCCUCACAAGAUGGGAAGCUGAUCGUGUGGGACACCUACACCACCAAUAAGGUACACGCCAUCCCGCUCCGAUCCUCCUGGGUCAUGACCUGUGCCUAUGCCCCAUCAGGGAACUUUGUGGCGUGUGGGGGGCUGGACAACAUGUGUUCCAUCUACAACCUCAAAUCCCGUGAGGGUAACGUCAAGGUCAGCCGGGAGCUCUCUGCUCACACAGGUUAUCUCUCCUGCUGCCGCUUCCUGGAUGACAACAACAUUGUGACCAGCUCUGGGGACACCACAUGUGCCCUGUGGGAUAUUGAGACCGGGCAGCAGAAGACUGUGUUUGUGGGACACACAGGUGACUGCAUGAGCCUGGCUGUCUCUCCUGACUUCAAACUGUUCAUUUCGGGGGCUUGUGAUGCCAGUGCCAAGCUCUGGGACGUGCGGGAGGGGACCUGCCGUCAGACUUUCACAGGCCAUGAGUCGGAUAUCAACGCCAUCUGCUUCUUCCCCAACGGAGAGGCCAUCUGCACAGGCUCAGACGACGCCUCUUGCCGCUUGUUUGACCUGCGGGCAGACCAGGAGCUGACCGCCUACUCCCAUGAGAGCAUCAUCUGUGGCAUCACAUCUGUGGCCUUCUCCCUCAGUGGCCGCCUGCUCUUCGCAGGCUAUGACGACUUCAACUGCAAUGUCUGGGACUCCAUGAAGGGCGAGCGUGUGGGCAUUCUCUCUGGCCAUGACAACAGGGUCAGCUGCCUGGGGAUCACAGCUGAUGGAAUGGCUAUGGCCACUGGUUCCUGGGACAGCUUCCUCAAGAUUUGGAACUGAGGAGGUUAGAGGAAAGAAGUGGAAGGCCAUGAAGACACUCAGCCGUAACCCUCCCUUGGGGUUUUCUUUCAUAUCCCAGCUAUCAUUCCCAUCAAGCUUUCUCUCUUGAGGGCAGUGGGGAGCGUGGGGAGUGUGCCUUUGGGAGGCAGCAUCAGGGACAGAGAGGCAUCUCCUCCCCUAGCCUCCCUUCCCCAUGGCCCGACAGCCUCUCCCUUACUAAGCAAGGACAUCUGACCCUUCUCCAGCUCUUUGUAGGCCUAACAGGCUUCCAGUUGAGGCCCCAGGCCCUAGAAUUCCUCCCCCACAGCCACUACCUAUGCUUGGACUUAGGUGGUACUACAGGUUGCUCAGCCCUGUGACUAUAGCUCUGGUACCACUAGGGGCCUGGUCUCCUUCUUCAUGCUUUCUUUUUCUUCUUCUAAAGCACUUGCAAUAAAGUGUAGCACCAUGGUA
Molecule: messenger RNA, 1599 nt
Organism: Orycteropus afer afer
Lineage: Eukaryota; Metazoa; Chordata; Mammalia; Tubulidentata; Orycteropodidae
Gene: GNB3
Product: G protein subunit beta 3
Biological process (GO): G protein-coupled receptor signaling pathway
Cellular component (GO): heterotrimeric G-protein complex; cytoplasm
Molecular function (GO): protein binding; signaling receptor complex adaptor activity
Source: RefSeq, a predicted model, not a curated record